AUGCCUGGGAUGAUUUGGCUAUCUCACCCGCUAGUGGUGUUAUUCCUGGUGGCCCUGCUAGGGGCUGUCUUGCUGGGGGCCACCGUGCUCUUCUGGCUGCAGGCUCCAGCACGAAGCAAGAUCCCCAGGGCGCAGAAGCGUAGGGAGGAGGCUCUGAGGCGGAUGGCAGCCCUGGCAGAACGUCUCCGGCAGCAGGAGCCAGAACUGGACCCCAAGCCCAUUCUGGAGCUGCCGUUGGAGAAGCUGGUUCAGAAGCUGCUUGCUGAUGAGCUGAGUUUGGAGAGUGUCCUCUGCAGCUACCUAGAGGAGGCACUGAAGGUACACCAGGAGGUGAAUUGCCUGACGGAUUUCCUAGAUGAAUGUGAGGAUCAAUUGCAGGCAUUGAAGAAACUCAAGAAGAGUGAGCGAGGACUCCUCUAUGGGGUCCCCAUCAGUCUCAAGGACACCUAUGACUGCAUGGGCCAUGACUCUUCUUGUGGCCUGGCCCAGUUCCUGGAGAAGCCGGCAGCCAAGGACGGAGUCAUUGUGAAAGUGUUAAAGGCUCAGGGAGCUAUUCCCUUUGUUAAGACCAACGUCUCCCAGACACUGCUCAGCUUUGAUUGCAGCAACCCCAUCUAUGGACAGACUCUGAACCCUCAGAACUUAAAGAAGACGCCUGGGGGCUCCUCAGGGGGUGAAGGGGCUCUCCUGGCAGAAGGGGGUUCCAUCUUGGGCAUGGGUACCGACACUGGAGGCAGUAUCCGUAUUCCAGCCAGCUUUUGUGGUGUCUGUGGUAUCCGGGUCACAGGACACCGUCUCAGCUACUCUGGAGUUGCCUCUGCUGUCAAGGGCAGGAAAGCAGGGAUCACAGUGGCUGGCCCCUUGGCCAGGGAUGUGGAGAGCCUGGCACUGUGCCUGCGAGCGCUGCUGAGUGAACACAUGCACCGACUGGACCCCACCACACCCUUCCUGCCCUUCAGGGAGCAGGUGUACUCCAGUAACCGUCCCCUUCGAAUUGGCUACUAUGAAUCAGAUGGCUUCACCCAGCCAUCACCUAGCAUGGCCAGGGCUGUGAAGCUCACAUCCAAGCUGCUCCGGGACGCAGGACACCAGGUCAUCCCCUUCUCUGUUCCCCGAACAGAGUAUGCCUUCUUUCACCUGUUCCUAGGGAAUCUGUUGGCUGAUGGAGGGGCUAUCCUUCUGGAGAAACUUCAGGGGGACAUUUUGGACCCCUCCAUGAAGGACAUAGUCACCUUUCUCAGGUUGCCAGACUCACUCAAACGUUUCUUGGCCUGGAUCUGGAAGUAUUUCGAGCCCCGGGUUAGCCAGACUUGGCUAAUGUUGUGUGGAGCAGGGACACCCAAGAAACUGUGGGAGCUGCACAAAGCAGUGGAGGAAUAUCAGCAAGAGUUCAUAGCCAAGUGGAGGUCCCUGGACCUGGAUGUGCUGCUGUCUCCAGCUCUGGACCCCGCCUUCUAUAUUGGCUAUCCUGCCAAGGCAAACACAAGCACCUCCUACUUGAGCCUUUACAACCUCCUGAACUUCCCUGCCGGCGUGGUGCCCGUCACCACUGUGACGCCACAGGAUGAGAAGGAACUGGCCUUCUAUAAAGGCUACUACAGAGAUAUCUUGGACAAAAAUUUCCUGGAGGCGGUGAGAGGAUCUGUGGGGCUUUCGGUGGCUGUGCAGUGUAUCGCUUUGCCAUGGGAAGAAGAACUGUGUCUCCGAUUUAUGAAGGAGGUGGAGACCUUGGUCAAGAACCAGAUGGAACCCAAGUGA
Molecule: messenger RNA, 1758 nt
Organism: Rangifer tarandus platyrhynchus (Svalbard reindeer)
Lineage: Eukaryota; Metazoa; Chordata; Mammalia; Artiodactyla; Cervidae
Source: the annotation of a GenBank genome assembly